AGCAGUUCGUCGAAGAUCCAUGUGUCUAUUUUUGACAAAAAAUUCCCAUUUGAGCAAGAUCCCAUUACCGGUCCACUUGAUGUACAACUUCUUGAUCAAUACCGUGUGUGGCUUCGUCACGGAUUACUUGUUAGGCACGAUAACAAGUAUGUGUUUUUAUCCACAAGUACAGAUUUUGUUUUUUUGGUCAUUUUGUUCUUUUUAUCAAUACCGGUCAUCUUGUUUUUGUUUUUGCUAUACACACCCCUUUCUUUGUCUCUGUGUAUGUGUAUGUGUUUUCGAGAUAUCAUAACAUAAGUUUUCUUUGUUUUUUUUGGUCAUCUUGUUCUUUGUAAGACUUACUAGUAUAUCUUUUUUGACCUGUUCUAUUUUUUUUUUUUUUUUUUUUGCAUUCAUGUUCAACUUGAUUUUUUGUUUGGCAUACAUACUGAUUUUUUUUGGCAUACAUACUGCUUUAUUUUUGUCUCGCUCUAUGUGUAUGUAUCUUUCUGUAUGUGUGUUAUACUGUCAUAUUUAUUAUUUUUUCACACAUACCAUUUUCAUUUGUCUCUGUAUGUGUAUGUGUUUUUGAGAUGAAAACAAUUUUUGAGGAUUUUGUUUUUUCAAACAGUUUUUCAUAUUGCACAGAAGCUACAACAAGAUACUCCCAAAACAUAAUGGAUGAUGAGUAUUUAUGUAUUUUUCUUUUAUAGAAACUAUAAGGAAGACCAUUACAAAAAGAAGAUGGCAGUUUUUGAGCAUGGGGUCGAGUACAAUUUUGGCAUCACAACUGUCACCGAUAAAAAUUGGUUCUACCUUUUAUCAAUGCCUUGCCAACUAUGGAAUGAUGAGCACAUUGACGUCAUUUUCUACUACUUUCGAAAGAAAGGCAAGUAUGACAAUAGGAUCAAUUACAAAUUCACCACGGUGGACUGUGUAUUCAGGCAGAAGGUUGAUGUUGUCUAUAGCGCCUAUCACAAUCUUGAAACUCAAACCAAUGUGGCCAACGAAGAGCAAGUGUUAUGCGAGUACGUGAAGGGGCACAGGAUUCUUGCAAAUGUCCCGUGGCAUACGGUUGACAAUGUGUUGAUUUCAAUCAACAUACAAGAACAAAAUCACUGGAUAUUGGUUGUGCUUUCAUUCAAGGACAGGCGUCUUUACGUGUAUGACUCGUAUCAAGCAGCAGGGCAUAAUGCAGUUGUUAGGGAUGAAGUACAGAAACUUGCUACACUUCUACCACAUUUCCUACAUAUUGGUGGAUUCUUCGUAGACCAAAAAAGCAUAGAUUUGGUCAAAAACCCGGCUUAUGCGGAUAAGGCACAAAAUGAUAGUCUUGAAGUAGUCUAUGCGGAAAAUCUGCCUCAGCAGGCCAGUGGCAGCAUGGAUUGUGGUGUUUACGUGGAAUUAUUUGCUGAGUAUUUGAGCUCGGGUGGAGUGGUUCCAGCUACAAUUGAUGCAAACAUGAUGCGUAUUAGAUAUGGUGCACUCCUAUGGGACUACGCAGAACGAAAGGUAGUGGACGACGCUGAGAGCGAUAAUGAGGUGCCACCAAGACCAAUUAGGCCAGCCAUAGAUUACACAUCUGUUGAUGCAAUCGAUGUUUGA
This is a messenger RNA of Lycium barbarum (goji berry), 1584 nucleotides long. RefSeq lists its product as uncharacterized. Gene Ontology annotation, molecular function: cysteine-type peptidase activity. Lineage: Eukaryota; Viridiplantae; Streptophyta; Magnoliopsida; Solanales; Solanaceae. The transcript has 4 exons. Bases 661 to 1584 code for a protein of 307 amino acids. The record is from RefSeq and is a predicted model, not a curated record. Gene Ontology annotation, biological process: proteolysis.